AUGCAGGAGCGUUUCGAUCUGAACAGUGGGAAUUCAGAUGCAGUGAAUGCCCUCCUGGACCAGAUCGGUGCACUGCCGGGGAAAUCCUGGGAUAGAAAGAAACCAUCCCAGCUCUCCAAUGGCAUCCUGACAGCUUUCAAGGGCAUGGCAAAGCGGUGGAGUGCAAAGGAGGGGCGGCUGCACCGCAAGCGCUUGAAGCAGAGGAUUGCAGAGCAGGAAGAAGCUACUAGGAAGUGGGAGCAGAUGCAGGAAGCUAAGAAGAGGAGACAGGAGGAAAUGGAAGUGAAGAGGCGGCGGCGGGAGGACCGGGAUGCAGUGAGGCAGCAACGAGAAGAGGCGGCUGCCAGGGUUGAGGAGGAGUUGAGGGCGGUAGCAGAGAGGGAGGCGCGAGCCAAGGUGGAUCACAUGACGGCAGCCGCAGGGGAGGAGCAGUACGAGCUGGGAGCGCAGCUGCUGGCAGACGCCGAGAAGCUGCAGCAGGUGCUGGCCGGCAGCGCCUUCCAAGACAUCUUUGCCGGGUUCAGGAAGCAUGGGAGGGCGGGGGAUGGCGUAUCGAGACGGGGCAUUUUGAUUCCCAGCGGAGGCACCACGCUCAUCAACCAUGCCUAUGCCACCAUUAAGGUGUUGAGGGAAACGCUGGGGUGCACGCUGCCGGUGGAGAUUGUGUACAACGGCGAGCGCGAGAUGGACAACCGCACCUGCGCCAAAUUCCAGGCAAGGCUGGCUGCCUGA
This is a messenger RNA of Coccomyxa subellipsoidea C-169, 732 nucleotides long. RefSeq lists its product as hypothetical. The transcript is spliced from 7 exons. Gene Ontology annotation, biological process: mannan biosynthetic process. NCBI's taxonomy places the organism in Eukaryota, Viridiplantae, Chlorophyta, Trebouxiophyceae, Coccomyxaceae. Gene Ontology annotation, cellular component: Golgi apparatus. Gene Ontology annotation, molecular function: alpha-1,2-mannosyltransferase activity. The record is from RefSeq and is a predicted model, not a curated record. Bases 1 to 732 code for a protein of 243 amino acids.